Callorhinus ursinus (northern fur seal) is the source of this 4077-nucleotide messenger RNA. RefSeq names its product regulatory factor X2 (gene RFX2). Gene Ontology annotation, molecular function: RNA polymerase II cis-regulatory region sequence-specific DNA binding; DNA-binding transcription factor activity, RNA polymerase II-specific. Lineage: Eukaryota; Metazoa; Chordata; Mammalia; Carnivora; Otariidae. Gene Ontology annotation, biological process: regulation of transcription by RNA polymerase II. The record is from RefSeq and is a predicted model, not a curated record. Gene Ontology annotation, cellular component: nucleus.
UCCAGGGCUCAGGCCUGCUCCUCUGCUGGAGAGCGAGCAAAUGCUUGGCCACUGAGAAGAAAACAGGAACGGAAGCCCAGUUCUUACCAACAGAAAAAGGAAUUUGAAUUCUGUAGAUACUUUAUUCCAGAGUAGCUCGGAGCCAGCUCCGAUCCUUCCAAGUCCAUUGCUGCAAAAGAAAAAAAAAAGUGAAUAAUUAAGGAAUGACAGGGCACCCAGAUGGCUUUGGCAAAGAGGGAAUAAUGGGCCGCCCUUGCUGGGAGUUGAGACUUGAUGCUCCUAGAAACGAACUGAGCAUGCAGAAUUCAGAGGGUGGAUCCGAUUCGCCAGCUUCUGUGACUCUGUGUCCCUCAGCGGCAGCCCAGGCCCCCGCGGCCCCGCCAGUACCAGCCUCCCCGCAGAGGGUGUUGGUCCAGGCAGCGGGCUCGGCUCCCAAAGGAGCCCAGAUGCAGCCAAUCUCCCUCCCCAGGGUCCAGCAGGUGCCACAGCAGGUGCAGCCCGUGCAGCAUGUGUACCCCCCGCAGGUGCAGUACGUGGAAGGCGGAGACGCCGUCUACACGAAUGGAGCCUUACGGACGGCCUAUGCCUACAACCCUGAGCCUCAGAUGUACGCCCCCAGCAGCGCAGCUUCUUACUUCGAGGCCCCGGGCGGCGCCCAGGUGACCGUGGCAGGCUCCUCCCCGCCAACGGUCCCCUCCCACAGCAUGGUGGGCAUCACCAUGGAUGUCGGGGGGAGCCCUAUUGUCUCCAGCGCGGGAGCCUAUCUCAUCCACGGGGGGAUGGACAGCACCAGACACUCCCUGGCCCACACCUCCCGCUCAUCGCCAGCUACGCUUGAAAUGGCGAUUGAAAACCUCCAAAAAAGCGAAGGGAUCACUUCACACAAAACCGGUUUACUCAACAGCCAUCUCCAGUGGCUGUUGGAUAACUACGAAACCGCAGAAGGCGUGAGUCUCCCCAGAAGCUCUCUCUACAACCAUUACCUUCGGCACUGCCAGGAGCACAAGCUGGACCCUGUGAAUGCCGCCUCCUUUGGGAAGCUGAUUCGCUCCGUGUUCAUGGGCCUGCGGACGCGGCGGCUGGGCACCAGGGGCAACUCCAAGUAUCAUUACUAUGGGAUCCGCCUGAAACCAGAUUCACCCUUGAACCGGCUGCAGGAGGACACCCAGUAUAUGGCCAUGAGGCAACAGCCCAUGCAUCAGAAGCCAAGGUACCGGCCAGCCCAGAAGACAGACAGCCUCGGGGACAGUGGUCCGCAUGGCAGCCUGCACAGCACACCGGAGCAGGCCAUGGCCGCACAGAGCCAGCACCACCAGCAGUACAUAGAUGUCUCUCACAUCUUCCCGGACUUCCCGGCGCCCGACCUGGGCAGCGUCCUGCUGCAGGAGAGCAUCACGCUGCACGACGUCAAGGCCCUGCAGCUGGUCUACCGGCGGCACUGCGAGGCAACUUUAGACGUCGUGGUGAACCUCCAGUUUCACUACAUUGAGAAGCUGUGGCUUUCCUUCUGGAACUCGAAAGCCGCCUCGGGUGAUGGCCCUGCCUCUCUACCUGCCAGCGACGGGGAACCCGAAGGUGCCGUCCUCCCGAAGGACAAGCUGGUGUCUCUGUGUAAAUGCGAGCCCAUUCUCAAGUGGAUGAGGGACUGCGACCACAUCCUGUACCAGGCCCUGGUGGAGAUCCUCAUCCCCGACGUGCUGCGGCCGGUGCCCAGUACCUUGACACAGGCCAUCCGUAAUUUUGCCAAGAGCUUGGAAGGCUGGUUGACGAACGCCAUGAGAGACUUCCCACAGCAGGUCAUCCAGACCAAGGUCGGCGUGGUCAGCGCCUUUGCCCAGACCCUGCGCAGAUACACGUCCCUCAACCACCUCGCUCAGGCAGCCCGCGCUGUGCUGCAGAACACCUCCCAGAUCAACCAGAUGCUCAGUGACCUCAACCGCGUGGACUUCGCCAACGUGCAGGAACAGGCCUCGUGGGUGUGCCAGUGUGAGGAGAGCGUGGUGCAGCGGCUGGAGCAGGACUUCAAGCUGACCCUGCAGCAGCAGAGCUCCCUGGACCAGUGGGCCAGCUGGCUGGACAACGUGGUCACCCAGGUCCUGAAGCAGCAUGCCGGCAGCCCCAGCUUCCCCAAGGCCGCCCGCCAGUUUCUUCUGAAAUGGUCCUUUUACAGCUCCAUGGUGAUCCGCGACCUCACGCUACGCAGCGCCGCCAGCUUUGGCUCCUUCCAUCUGAUCCGCCUGCUCUAUGACGAGUACAUGUUCUACCUGGUGGAGCACCGUGUCGCCGAGGCGACCGGAGAGACGCCGAUUGCUGUGAUGGGAGAGUUCAACGAUCUCGCCUCCCUAUCGCUGACACUGCUCAAUAAAGAUGACCUCAGCGAGGAUCGUGGCCGUGAGGCCAACUCCGACGCCCGCAGCCUGGGCGAGCCCCUGGUGAAGCGGGAGCGCAGUGACCCGAACCACUCCCUGCAGGGCAUCUAGCUCUGCGGUGCCUCCCCCAGGCUCCAGACCAGGCCCCUCGAGCUCUACUAUAAUAGUGCCUCUUAGAUGAUGUGAUCUUUGCUCUGACUCACGGGGGCGCCCUCCAGAAGAAAAACCCUCGUGAACCACAACAGAAGGUCACAUCGGGUUCCCGAGUGCCUGAGCUGCUCACCCGGUGCCUCCUGGGUCAUCUUUUCCUUCUGAGUGUUCUUCUCUCCUCUGCCGGACCAUGAACUUUGGUCCAAGUCUACACAUCCCGUGCCGGACAAGCAGGCACCUCCACGUUGGGCUUCUCCUCGGUUCAGCUGCUUCCAGCUUCCACCAUUAUUUUUUAAAACUCAGAUCCCAGGAGGGAAGGGGUGUCCUGCAGCUGUUGCGCAGUCCCAAGCUGACCGGUGUCCAUGGAGCCCCCAGCCCUGGUGCCCUGUGGUGGGAAGGGACCUUCUCCGUGCUGUGCCCAGGGCCUCCUGCCCUGCCGGCUGUGCUGAGGCGUGGAGGCCAGCCCACAGGCCCACGGGAGCCGCAUCUGCAGACACCAAACGUCCCCAAAAGCAGCUGUCAAUUGCCAUGGCCCCAUGUGGCCCAGAGAACAAGUCACAGAAAUGGGCCGCUCAUGCCAAGACAUAGUGGUGUAAGAACCAAGACCAGAAGUUUUAUCAGCAACUGGAAGGAUUUGGGUUCUGUCCAAGGUCACAGCCAACGUCAAGCCAAACUGCUGGGUCUGGAAUGAGUUUGUUCCAAGGGGGCUGGAUGGUCGGUGUUUCAGUGGUGCCUUCAGAGAGCAGCCAUCGGGCCAAGCCUGCCUGGCUCCCACCCCGUAGAAUCUUCUGGAAUGCCUGCCUUUGAAUUAGCAAUCCUGGAGCACUUUGACCCAGGGCAAGUCCCAUCUUGAACUGCUCAAAGUCGACACUCUUCUCUGGGCUAAAUGAAUCCCGAGGACUUGCAUUGCCCUUGAACUUUGAACACUCUGGAUCUGCCGUAACACACUGCACUUGGUUAGCUCCGUACAAGAGUCCUGCCCCCAAACCAACUGCAAAGAAGAAAGACAAACCUCUGGUCUAGGAAACACCAUCUUAUGAAAUGCAAUAGUUCUCCUUUUGGAAAUGUUUAUACCAAUAGUUUUGUGCUCUAAUUGUUAUUAGAACGUUUCUUAUGAACAUGUAUAUUGCAGUAUAUUCAGUCCCCAACAUUUUUUUUCUCAUUCACGCAGAAGGUACUAAUGUAAACUCACGUGGCCUUUAAAAACCUUACUUCCCAACAAGCAGGAGCGCUGAGCACGCCUAGGCCCACGCCAGGUGUGCAGGGAGGCGUGGAGGGGAAAGACAGGAAAGCUGGGCGCUUAUUUUAGGAACCAAAAGUCUAUCACAAUCACAGUGUUUGUCUGGUUUUACAGUUCAAGCCUUAGAUGAAAUCAGACGGAAAGAAUGUCUUUAAAAUAUAUAUAUCUCCUCUCCUGGGAGACACUUAAGCUCACGGUUCUUGGACUGUAAUGGCCUUCCUUUCCUUCCAUGGGGGGUGAGCAGUACAAACUGGGUUUCUGCCUUGCGCUCCUGCCUUUGCAGGAUUCCACAAGGAACAAUACAAAUGACAGUAAAGA